CAAAGUAUUUUUCAACUGGACUGUCACUGCACUUGAACUUGGAAUCUUGUAACCUGAGGAACUGCACUGGAGACAAGAAGACACCUCUAACAAAUGGGAAAUUAUAAAUCUAGACCAACCCAAACUUGCACUGAUGAAUGGAAGAAGAAAGUCAGUGAAUCUUAUGUUAUUAUAAUAGAAAGAUUAGAAGAUGACCUUCAAGUCGAAGAAAAAGAACUUGCAGAACUAAGGCACAUAUUUAGCUCCGAUGAUGCCUUCAGUAAAGUCAACUUAAAUUACCGCACAGAAAAUGGGCUGUCUCUACUUCAUUUAUGCUGCAUUUGUGGAGGCAACAAGUCACAUAUUAGAACCCUUAUGUUAAAAGGGCUUCGUCCAUCUCGACUGACAAGAAAUGGAUUUACAGCCUUGCACUUGGCAGUUUACAAGGACAGUGCAGAAUUGAUCACUUCCCUGCUUCACAGUGGAGCUGACAUACAGCAGGUUGGGUAUGGUGGCCUCACUGCCCUACAUAUUGCUACAAUUGCUGGUCACCUGGAGGUUGCUGAUGUCCUGCUACAACAUGGCGCAAAUGUCAAUGUUCAAGAUGCAGUUUUUUUCACUCCAUUGCACAUUGCAGCAUACUAUGGACAUGAACAGGUAACCCGCCUUCUUUUGAAAUUUGGUGCUGAUGUAAAUGUAAGUGGUGAAGUUGGAGAUAGGCCCCUCCACCUUGCAUCUGCAAAAGGAUUCUUUAAUAUUGCAAAACUCUUGAUGGAAGAAGGCAGCAAAGCAGAUGUGAAUGCUCAGGACAAUGAAGACCAUGUCCCACUGCACUUCUGUUCUCGUUUUGGACAUCAUGACAUAGUGAAGUACCUGCUCCAGAGCAAUAUCGAAGUUCAGCCGCACGUUGUUAAUAUCUAUGGAGAUACCCCUUUGCACCUGGCAUGCUACAAUGGCAAAUUUGAAGUCGCCAAGGAAAUCAUCCAAAUAUCGGGGAUAGAAAGCCUGACUAAAGAAAACAUCUUCAGUGAAACACCUUUUCACAGUGCUUGUACCUAUGGUAAGAGCAUUGACCUGGUUAAAUUUCUUCUUGACCAGAAUGUUAUAAGCAUCAACCACCAAGGAAGAGAUGGGCACACAGGAUUGCACUCUGCUUGCUACCAUGGUCACAUUCGCCUGGUUCAGUUCUUACUGGAUAAUGGAGCCGAUAUGAAUCUGGUAGCUUGUGAUCCCAGCAGGUCUAGUGGUGAGAAAGAUGAGCAGACCUGUUUGAUGUGGGCUUAUGAAAAAGGACAUGAUCCGAUUGUCACACUCCUGAAGCAUUAUAAGAGACCGCAGGAUGAAUUGCCCUGUAAUGAAUAUUCUCAGCCUGGAGGAGAUGGCUCCUAUGUGUCUCUUCCAUCUCCCUUGGGGAAGAUUAAAAGCAUGACAAAAGAGAAGGCAGAUGUCCUCCUCCUAAGGGCUGGAUUACCCUCACAUUUCCAUCUUCAACUCUCAGAAAUUGAGUUCCAUGAGAUUAUCGGCUCAGGUUCUUUUGGGAAAGUAUAUAAAGGACGGUGCAGAAAUAAAAUAGUGGCUAUAAAACGUUACCGAGCCAACACCUACUGCUCCAAAUCAGACGUGGAUAUGUUUUGCCGAGAGGUGUCCAUUCUCUGCCGGCUCAAUCAUCCAUGUGUAAUUCAGUUUGUGGGUGCUUGCUUGAAUGAUCCCAGCCAGUUCGCCAUUGUCACCCAGUACAUAUCAGGGGGUUCUCUAUUCUCCCUCCUUCACGAACAGAAGAGGAUUCUUGAUUUGCAGUCUAAAUUAAUUAUUGCAGUAGAUGUUGCCAAAGGUAUGGAGUACCUUCACAACCUGACACAGCCAAUUAUACACCGUGACUUAAACAGUCACAAUAUUCUUCUCUGUGAGGACGGGCAUGCAGUGGUGGCAGAUUUUGGAGAAUCAAGAUUUCUACAGUCUCUGGAUGAAGACAACAUGACAAAACAACCUGGGAUACCCAGUACCCACAGGCCAAAAUCCAAAUUCAUUACCUGGAAGCCUCCUGCCCUCCCAAAUCUGGCCCAGGGCCCCUCUGUGACCUCUUCUCCCACAAACCUCCGCUGGAUGGCCCCUGAGGUGUUCACGCAGUGCACACGCUAUACCAUCAAAGCUGACGUCUUCAGCUAUGCUCUGUGUCUCUGGGAACUUCUCACUGGUGAAAUCCCAUUUGCUCAUCUCAAGCCAGCGGCUGCCGCAGCAGACAUGGCUUACCACCAUAUCAGACCUCCCAUUGGCUAUUCCAUUCCCAAGCCCAUAUCAUCUCUGCUGAUGCGAGGGUGGAAUGCAUGUCCUGAAGGAAGACCCGAAUUUUCUGAAGUUGUUACCAAGUUAGAAGAGUGUCUCUGCAACAUUGAGCUGAUGUCUCCCGCAUCAAGUAACAGCAGUGGGUCUCUGUCACCUUCCUCUUCUUCUGACUGCCUGGUGAGUCGUGGAGGGCCUGGCCGGAGCCAUGUGGCAGCUUUACGAAGUCGUUUUGAGUUGGAAUAUGCUCUAAAUGCAAGGUCCUAUGCUGCCUGGUCCCAAAGUGCUGGACAGUGUUCUUCUCAAGGCCUGUCUUUGGAGGAGAUGAAGAGGGGUCUUCAAUUAUCACCCAUUGACAAAUAUGAUGAAGACACUGGGGCUUAGAAAGGUUAAGUGGACAAAAAUCACAGAACCGGCUACGUGUCCGACCCCAUGAGCCCGAUGCAUUUCCAUUCUGGCCGGAAUAGUGGCAGCUUUGAGGACAGCGGCUGACAGCGUUCCGCAUAUACCUAAGGAGAGAUUUCCCCCAAACUGACAGCAACAAUUCCUACCGUGGCAGGCUUGCUUCCAAUUAUAAUAUUUUACCCUCUAAAGUCUCCUUAAAUUGGCUUGUUUAUACUGGUCUUCUUUAAUUCCCUACCACAAGUUGGGCUUUGGAUUUAUGGUUAAGGAAUGAAAUGCAAAGGAACCAAGACAGAAUGUAUGUAAAAAAUUUGUUUGAAUUUUGUAACUGAAAGAGCAAAUUUAUAUCAUUACUUGGAGAUGGGGCCUAAGACUAUGGUGGGCACUUCACAAUGAUUAUGUUUUCCUAGACUGAAUUAUGUGGACUUGCAUUUGAGAGCCACGGCUUUGAUUUUGUAGAAUAUUGUUCGUUUUCUUCUCUCAUUAAGUUACCUCUGGUGUUCAGCUCUGUGAUUAAAGGUUCUUUGUUGGCAUCCAAAAUGGAUUCAGAAGUGUACUGACUUCUGAGUAAGUGUUCUUUAAGACAUAUUGGUACAAAGAAGUAAUGACCUUCAGAUCAAGACGCUUGCAAAAUACUGCAUGUACUUAGCCUCCUUUCUACCUCAUACCGAGUGCUCUGUGGUGUCUGGGCAUCCUGUUACUGUCAGCAUCAAGGUGUCAUAAAUGGUACUGGUACAGUUAUGACAACUGAUCUGCAAACGCAAACCUGCUGUUCAUACCCGAGUCCGGCACAGCGCACUGGGAGGAUGUCUGAGGUACCCCUGGCCUUCCUUCAAAAAGUGAGAGAGCUGGGGGCACCUGGCUGGCUCAGUCAGUAGAUCAUGGGCCUCUUGAUCUCAGGAUUGUGAGUUUAAGUCCCACAUCAGGGGUAGAGUUGACGAGAGAGAGAGAGAGAGAGAGAGAGAGAGGGAAAUCUGCUAUCCAUGUUCAUUCCACUCAGGAAGAAGGGAGUCCUUCCACCAAACAAAAUAGUUUUUCUACUGAAAGGCAGACUUGGGAAAAAAAAAAAAAAAAGAGGCAGGAAACUAUGAAAAUUUAGUGUGAUAAUCACUGCUUUUAAUCUUGCUAAUGAAAAAAAGAGUAAAGGAAGAUUGGGUAGUCGCUAAAUCAAGGUUUCUAGAUCCCAGCACUAUUUACUGGUCGGAGGGAAUCAUCUUUGUGGGGGCUGUCCUGUGCACAGUGGGGUGUUUAACAGCUUCCUGGCCUUUACUCCCAGAUGCCAGUAACAGCUCCCCUAAAAAGCCUCCAGACAUUUCUAAAUGUGCCCUGGGGGACAAAGUUGCCCCAGGAUGACAGGAUAAAUCCUGAGAGGACAACUAGGGUCUUGAGGAGCAAUGAAAGGAAUCUAGAGCCGAGCUUUGACUACAUUUAGACGAAUCUGCUUUCUUCUCCUGAGCAAUGUGGGCUCAUAGACAAAUGGAACUGGAUGGGAAAAGUGCUGAUUGUUCCUCCCAUGUCUGUGGUGAGCUCCUUCAUCCUCCCCUCUCCCCCUACAGAUUAGAAAUUACGUUUCUUGAGGGCAAUUUCUAUCAGAACAACGACCCCACCUCUAAAACCUCUCGGAGCCUUUUCUAUGACCUGUGGUUACAAAGUUGUAAGUCCUCUGAACAGCUUGGGGCUAGCCCGUUACAGUCCAGUAGAAGUUAAAAGCACGGAACUUCCAUUUACAUUCACUCCUUUUUAGCCCACAGCCUCUGUCUCCCCACCCAGUCAUUCUGGAGUCAUAGAUGCUCUUUCCCACCGUGCAAUUUGCCAAGGGGCUCUCUAAUACACGGGAACAAGGAGCUUGAAGUGGUCAUACAAGCAUAAAGCUUUCUAGUAAGGAGCUGGCUGAAGAGCCCCUGUCUCUACAUCUCUCUCUCUCUAGGCCUCUGCUCUGGCUGCUUUAGGAAAUGAGCCGGCACCUAGCCUGGGGUGGCCUUGAUCCUUUUAUCAGUUGAGUUGAAAGGAAUGCCUUAGAAAGUUAAAAAAAAUAAUAAUAUAAGUAAUUGAGUAACUUAAUACCCAGUUUUAACUAAAGAUUCACAGUAGGGGUGAUGUUGAUUAUAUGUAUAAUCAGGACAGUGCUGGGGUAAACCUGCAGUCCUUCCAGUUUCCCAUGGAAUGUGGCCAUGUUGUCUGAAAUACCUCUUUUAGAGGGGGAUUUUCUAGAACAAAUUUGUGACACUCCCUUUCUUUGUUUCCUUUAAUUAGCCACCUCCUCUCUCCACAAUGUGUCUCCCUACGUUAGUGCUUCCCUCUGGCUCUUGUCAAGUAUCUGCAAAUAAUGAGACUAAUACGUCUUGAUUCCUGAGAAGGGGAACCUUUUCACAGAUGCCAACCUGUAGCUCACAAGCCCUUUUCAUUACUACACCUUUAAUGGGGCCCAGCUAUCAUCUCAGAGCUAGUCUUGAGAUCAUGAGGUUGGUGUGUGUGUGUGUGUGCGCGCGUGUUUUUUCCUCCUUGCUGAAAAAUGUCUCACUAAUUGCUUUCUUUUUCUGCUGGUAAAAAUGAACUUCUGUGAUCAUGUUUUUGCAUGCUUAGCACAUUACAUUUUUUUCUAUGUGCAUGCAGCACUGAGCUCACUUCGAAGAUGUUCAAUUAGCUAUAAUUGUAAGCCAAAUUACAGCAGCACCAGGAGAGAGUUAUUCCAACAGAGUGAUUAUUUGGGUUAAAUUAUUUCCAAAGCUGACAUUUCCCUGGGAAAGAGGAAAAAAUGGGUGCUAGUGGUACAGGAAAAGGCUAGUGCUAGAUAAUACAUCUGAAAUGAAGGACCUGAUUUCUUUCUCUCUCUCUUGCUCUGUCUUAAUUUCCUUUCCUUUUUUUUCCCUUCCUUCCUUCCUUCUCUCCCUGAGGUCACUCAGACCUUCUAUAGUACUUGUAUAGCCUUGGGCAAGUCACUUAACCUAUCUGAGCUCCAGUUUAUUAUUAUUUGUAAGAUGGUAAUAAAUAACAUUUCUCUUGUAGAAUUGCUAUAAGAAUUGCAUAUAAUAUAAAAUGCAUUGUAUAGUUCCUGGAACACCAUAGCAGAUAUUAUUGUAAAUAUUGUUUAUUGUUAUUCUUAAAUCACCAUGCAGCCAAAGAGCUGUACUACAAGAGGAGAGCAUGAGAAGGGUGGAGAUUUUUUUCUCUCAUGUGACAAUAACCAUCAGUGUCCCUAAAACCCCCUAGCAAAUAGCAAACUUCUGAGCUUAUCCUUCUGAGGCAGUGUGAGCCAAGAUCCAGCAGCCUUAGGAUGGUCUUAUUUUGUAAUGUCUUAUUUACACCUGAAAUCAAAUUAGAAAUCAAAUCCUUUAAAUCAAAUACAAGAACCAAAAAAGCAUUCUCCAACAAGGAGGAUGCUAAGUAAAAAUAGCAAGAAAACACAUUUAUUGAGCACUUACUAUGUGGCAGGAACUGUUUUUGGUGAUUAUACGUGCUAUUAUUUCACUCAUUUCUCCAAAUAACUCUGGAAAGGGAGAAAUAUUUUUUUUUCUUUAUUGCUCAAGUGGAUAAUGAAUCUAAGCUAGUAUAGACUGGAACCAGGUGUCAAAACUAGGUUUGCCUUGCACUAGUAUCCGUGAUUUGUUCACUACCCAGUACGGCCUCCUUUGUGUGGAGGGAACAGAAUAAAAAUAGCAAACGUUCACAAGCCAGAACCGUGGUAAAAGCAAAGAAAUCUGUACUUUUGCAGUCCUUGGGAAAAUU
Molecule: messenger RNA, 6387 nt
Organism: Lynx canadensis (Canada lynx)
Lineage: Eukaryota; Metazoa; Chordata; Mammalia; Carnivora; Felidae
Product: serine/threonine-protein kinase TNNI3K
Exons: 27
Coding region: 94-2643 (849 amino acids)
Biological process (GO): protein phosphorylation
Molecular function (GO): protein kinase activity; protein binding; ATP binding
Source: RefSeq, a predicted model, not a curated record